AAGAGGACGGAGCGGAACGGGACUGAACGCAACGCCAAUUCACGACACUAUUUUCAUCUUUAUGUAGUUUUUCGGCAAAUUUGUUAUUGCCAGACAUUGUUUGUUUGUGGUUUUCUACAUUCGCCCCUCCCUCGUGCACCCCCGUCCAACCAGUGUGCGUAGUGAAACCAUGACUGCAAGCCCGUGCGCGAAGAACGUUGGGGUUUGGCCCAUUUUAAAGUCAAGAACGAAGGUGUAGUGCUGUGUGAUGGCGGUCGGCUGUGCCUGUCUGCCUCUGCGGUCUGUGCCCACUUUCGCCUUGUAACGCGCGUCCUCGCCUAGCCGGGCUGUGGAAGCUGUAGAAAAUGGUGUGCUGAGCCGGAGGAAGAGGGUGGAAAUCUUGCCCCCAGCCAUCCCUUGGCCGUCCCUUGGCCCUAGCCCGCCCAGGAGCCGAGCCGCCGAGCCUGGCAAGCCUGUGCUGAGGCCUGCCGAGGUUAGCAGCCACAGCGUAGCGGUGCAGACUAAAGACGGGUCGGGUCGCACCACUCGGCCCAGGACGGCGACGACGGGGACGGGCCCCAAGGCGGGCCGAGGCGGCUCCGCGUUCAAGUGCGGCAGUGACGGAAAUGCAAGAAAAAGCAUUGCAAAGACAUCGCGAGUGCCCGUGACCGAUUGACAGAGUUGGACCGAGUGGAAACACGCCCCAAACAUUGCCAUUGCCAGGCGGAAUGCUAUAGCUGUGCUCAAGACUGAAAAAGGGUGAUGUUGUUGUUGUGAUCAGUGCGAGUGUGUGCGAAACGUGUGCAUAAGGACAUAAUGAGUGCAUCUGGAGCUUUUGUGGAUAGAAUAGACCCGUGGGGCUCCAAGGCUUCACUCAAGAAAAAGAAAAAAAAGUCUCAGGGAUCGUCAAGGUACCGGAAUGCUGGUGAAAUGGAAUUACAAGCCCUCCCCUAUCUUAAAGAUGUGCCAUCAACAGAGCAGGAAGAACUUUUCAUUCGGAAGCUGCGGCAGUGCUGCGUAGCUUUCGACUUCAUGGACCCGGUGACGGACCUUAAGGGGAAGGAGGUCAAGAGGAAUACGCUUAGUGAAUUGGUGGACUACAUUACUUCAGGACGGGGAGUCCUCACUGACCCGGUCUACCCUGAGAUCAUUAAGAUGAUCUCAGCAAAUUUGUUUCGAACAUUGCCACCAAGUGAAAAUCCUGACUUUGACCCAGAAGAGGAUGACCCUACGCUAGAGGCUUCAUGGCCCCAUCUCCAGUUUGUGUAUGAGUUUUUCUUGAGGUUCCUCGAGUCCACUGAUUUCCAACCAGCUAUUGGCAAGAAAGUCAUUGAUCAGAAAUUUGUUCUACAGCUGCUGGAUUUAUUUGACAGUGAAGAUCCCAGGGAAAGAGAUUUUUUGAAAACUGUCUUACAUCGCAUCUAUGGAAAAUUCUUGGGUUUGCGAGCCUUCAUACGCAAACAGAUCAACAACAUCUUUCUUAGGUUUGUUUAUGAAACAGAACAUUUCAAUGGAGUUGGAGAACUCCUUGAAAUUCUUGGAAGCAUUAUCAAUGGGUUUGCAUUACCCUUGAAGGCGGAACAUAAACAGUUCCUCGUCAAAGUGCUCAUUCCCUUGCACAAGGUGAAGUGCCUUGGGCUGUACCAUGCACAGCUGGCCUACUGUGUGGUACAGUUCUUGGAAAAGGACCCAACCCUCACAGAGCCUGUCAUUCAGGGACUGCUCAAGUAUUGGCCCAAGACCUGCAGCCAGAAAGAGGUGAUGUUCCUUGGAGAGAUUGAAGAGAUUUUAGACGUGAUCGAACCAACGCAGUUUGUCAAGAUCCAAGAACCUCUCUUCAGACAAAUUUCUAGAUGUGUUGCCAGUCAUCACUUUCAGGUGGCAGAGAGAGCUUUGUAUUUCUGGAACAAUGAAUACAUAAUGUCCUUAAUUGAGGAAAACAAUCAAGUUAUUAUGCCGAUUGUGUUUCCGUCUCUUUAUCGUAUGAGCAAGGAGCAUUGGAACCAGACUAUCAUUGCUCUUUUGUACAAUGCGCUCAAGUCAUUCAUGGAGAUGAACAGCAAGCUUUUUGAUGAGCUUACAACAGCUUACAAGGCAGAAAGACAAAGGGAAGUGAAGCGGAAGAAAGAAAGAGAGGAGUUGUGGCAGAGACUGUCAGAGCUUGAGGUGAAUAGCCAAUCGAAUAAAGAGCAACAGCUCAAUAAUAAAGAGCCACAGCUCAUUUUCAAGUGAUAAUUGAUACACACACAAGACAGAAAAAGUCAUACAAAUUAUUUGCUGUUACAUUGUGUGAUUGUCGUGGAGUGCAAGGAGUGGAGUCCGGUGCUGCAAACUUGAAAAAGUACAAUGAGCCUUUAGUGUACCUCCUGCCCCGCCCCGCCCAGCCCCGCCCAGCCCCGCCCUUUUUCCUCAGGCCCAACAUGCGGCUGCAACGCUCGUGGCUGCGCCCGGCUGCGCGCAGCAUUAAAACGCCCCUCUCCCGCCCAGCCCCACCAGCCCCACCAGUCCGAUGGCUGACUUUGUCUGACGGACCCGACCCACCUGCGCAUUGUGUCGGCUGUCCAUCGACCAAAUUCCUUGUAACAAUUAAACUUAGUGGAUAAUGUACAUUGUUGAUCUGUCAUCUCAGUCAAUAAAGUAACAAAAUUGUUGUGUAAGUUAAGGUAUCUACCUAUCUAAUAUUUGGAAAAUCUCUGAAGGAAAGGUGAUUUUAUGCCUGUAUGUGUAACAAUAAUGAGAAUGUAACUAUACCUAGACGCUUGAGAUGAUUAGUGAUUCCUUUACAUGUGGAUUUAUCUCAGGUACACACAAGAACAUGCGAACUUUUUUAAUCACUGAUUUAGAGUAAUAGCUAUUUUAAUGUCUGGUUGCUCUUUGUUAUUGAAGGAAUGGCUAACCUUCAUACCUGACCUCUUACGUGUUCUGCCAAUGUGGGGGAGGGGGAAAUUUCUUAGACAUUUUUGUCAAGGGUUUGAAAAUAAUGUAGAUAAGUUCUCUGGCCAGAGAACAUCAAAUUUUGUGUUUCUUCUUUGUAUAAAAAAAAAUGUUUAAAAAAUAUGAAGUGUCAAAACAUCUUUCAAACUCCACUGGAGUGUAGUACAGAGGGUAACUUGGGGAAGCCCUUCAACACAAAAUUAGGCUUCUUAAAUCUUAUUUGUGUGAAAAAUUAAUUAUUAAAGGUUCUUUCAAACGUAAAUAUUCGAGUUAUGUUUUGUUUCUUUUCUACAAAAGAAAAACAUAAAACACCACUUUUUUUGUAAAAGACCCCUUAAAUGAAGCCAUAUCACUUCCGCUCAGAGUCCUCUAGUGAAACCUCAUGUUUCAUUGAGAAAAUGCUCCAGGCAAUAGUCAGUCACCUGAUUUCUAUCUCGUUUUCUUUUUAACCGUAAGGCUGACUUUUGAAUGUCUUUGUUAGGAUAUGUAUAUUUUUUUUUUUAAUGUCAUAGUUUUGAAGAAUAUAUCAAUACAAUUAUGUGUAAAAUGAACUCCAUUGUUAGUGAUUGAUGCCAUGGCAUUUAACCAAUGUGUGCUCUGUAACAUCCCAUUCACCUUUUUGCGUAUCCAAGAACGAGACAUUCAUCAAGUAUUUUCAAUUUCCUGUUGUUAGAGGUUGUCCUGACGUUUAUCCCCAGCCCAAGUGGGUCUUAUGUAUGUGACAAAUACAUAUAUGAUAUUUGCUUGAUGAGAAAUUGCGCUUAUUUUACAAAUGUGAAUGUGCAUAUUUUAUAAAAUAUGUAUAUAUGGUUGUCAAAUUGAUCCAGAGGUCUAUGUUAUAUGAAAAAGAAUGUGGGUCCCUGUUUCAAGAGUGCCCUUGUAGAAAGUGCUUUACAAGGCUUACCAUUACACCUUGUAUAGUACACCUAUUCAGUGCAUUCUGUUCUCAAGAAGAAGCCUUCGUCUUCUUGGAACAUUGCGUACCUAGCAAACUUCAGAGACUUUUUCCAUAUUGCCACCAUUGUCAUUAUGUAAUUCGGAGAGAAUUAUAAAGCAUUGUUUAGGGUUUUGAA
Messenger RNA from Thrips palmi, 3986 nucleotides. RefSeq names its product serine/threonine-protein phosphatase 2A 56 kDa regulatory subunit alpha isoform (gene wdb). Bases 796 to 2211 code for a protein of 471 amino acids. Gene Ontology annotation, molecular function: protein phosphatase activator activity. NCBI's taxonomy places the organism in Eukaryota, Metazoa, Arthropoda, Insecta, Thysanoptera, Thripidae. Gene Ontology annotation, cellular component: cytosol; nucleus; protein phosphatase type 2A complex. The record is from RefSeq and is a predicted model, not a curated record. Gene Ontology annotation, biological process: protein dephosphorylation; signal transduction. The transcript has 10 exons.